This is a messenger RNA of Cryptomeria japonica (Japanese cedar), 3404 nucleotides long. Its product is annotated as protein MODIFIED TRANSPORT TO THE VACUOLE 1. The transcript has 5 exons. The record is from RefSeq and is a predicted model, not a curated record. Gene Ontology annotation, molecular function: phosphatidylinositol binding; ubiquitin binding. The coding region runs from base 385 to 2541 and encodes 718 amino acids. Gene Ontology annotation, cellular component: trans-Golgi network membrane. Lineage: Eukaryota; Viridiplantae; Streptophyta; Pinopsida; Cupressales; Cupressaceae.
UCCAGAAGCUCCAUGUGACCUGCCGCGGGAGCCAGCCAUAUGACCGUGAAAUCCCCGAUUUUCUGAUGUCCUCGCGUUUCCAGACAUUUGCCUGCAGCAGGAGACUGCCACACACUUUAGGCUGUUAAUCGGCAAAAUCUCCUUCAGUCUUAUUAGAACCUCGAAAUUUGCCAUUCGACAGCUGCUAUUUUGAUGUGUUUUUAUCAUUCAAGAUUGUUAUGAAUUAAUCUGGGCACUUUCAGACAUUUGGCUUGGAUUGUGACAAGUAUUGAGUCACAGAUCGAGUGAAUUGAACCCAAAAUUUUGUCGGCUAAUUGGAUAAUUUCCUUGUUAUGUUUAUUGUGGGGUUUAAUUGGAGAUAAGGAAUUGAGGAGCGGAUUAGGCAUGGAGUCGAGCAGGAGGGCUGUGGAAGCGUACUGGAGGUCGCGUAUGAUCGACAAUGCCACUGCAGAUGACGAUAAAAUUACCCCCAUUUAUAAGAUGGAUGAGAUUUGCGAGACGCUUCGCUCCAGUCCAUUCGCAAUUGUCAAGGAGAUGUCCGAUUUUGUUCUCAAACGCCUCGAUCACAAAAGCCCUCGGGUCAAGCAAAAGGCUUUGAGGCUUAUCAAAUAUUCAGUAGCAAAGGCUGGAGUAGAAUUCCGAAGAGAAAUGCAACGGCAUUCAGGAGUUAUACGUCAGAUGUUUCAUUACAGAGGUGAGCCAGAUGCUCUUAGAGGUGAUGCGUUGAAUAAGGCUGUCCGUGAUACUGCCCAUGAAGUGGUAGCAGCCAUAUUUGCUGCGGAGGAAAAGCAAAAUGCUUCAGAGGAUGUCAACAAACGAAUUCAAGGGUUUGGUAAUACUAAUUUUGAAAUGCCAUUGGAUGAUAGAAAGUCAUUUCUUAGUGAAGUUGUUGAAUUGGGAAGUGCAUCUAUUAGACAGGGUCUGAACAUGAUUGGUGGACAGUCAAAUAAUAAUUAUUUUGAUGCAAAAGGAAACCCAGCUGGAAGUUACAGAGGGCCUAGCCUAAGAAAGUCACUUACAUCAGAAAGAGAUACUUCAUCAAAGCACCAAAGAGAUGGACCAUGGACAGAGUCUCCCUAUUCUUUGGGUUCUUCUGAGAUCAGAGAUGUGCCACCAAAUCAAGAUUAUAGGGUUUCUUCUUCAGAUGUAAGCAAUGAAAAACUUGGUCCCAGUCAAGCAAGAGGAAGCGGUCGAGAAGAGAGGCUUUUAGAUUCUAUCACAACUGUUGGGGGUGUGCGUCUCCAGCCCAGUCGUGAAGCUAUUCAGAGAUUUCUCUCAGAGGCCUCAAAAUUAGAUUGUAACAUUUUGAGCCAAGCCAUAAAUUCAAAACUUCAUUCAAAUGUGUGGCAGGUACGGUUGAAAGUUAUGUGUGUUCUGGAGUCAAUGUUACGCCAACAAAGAGAAGAUACCUCCUUUGAGACCGUGACAUUGUUUUUUCAAGAAAACAAGGAUGCAGUAGUUGCUUGUUUAGAAUCCCCACAAGCAUCUUUAAGAGAGAAGGCAAAUCGGGUAUUGGCUCUUCUGGGAGGCAGUACUACAGUUAAUGAUAAAACCACAACGAUAGAAACGCCAAAUGGUUCUACUAGACCUGUUGCUGUUGAGAUGCCAGAUCUAAUAGACACUGGCGAAAUGGACCUGCUUGCAACUGAAGAUCCUUCACAAGUAAAAAUUAAUGAAACUACAACAUCAUCUAUGGUAGACUUAUUGGGUGAUAGUAUUCAGUUUGUUACAGAGGAAACAAACACUAUAUAUAAAGAAGAGGACCCUUUUGCUGGCUUGUCUAUUCACACCAAUGUAAAUGAGGGCAGUAACUCUACCAGUAAUCUUUUUUCUGGUCUGGUCAUUGGUACUGACAGCGAAAUAGAAAAUGAAGUGAGUAGAAGUCCGUUCAAGGAAGAAAAUAGUUUUUUUAGUGAUUUUUCUCCAAGUGUAGAGCACCACCAGAGCAAGCCUCCUUCACUGCCUGAAAACUUGGAUGAUCUGUUUAGCUCUUUAUCAGUGAGUCAACCCUUUUCAGACAGUAGUCAACAGAGAGAAAAAAACAAUGCUGGAAAUGUUAUUCCUAAUGAUCCACAAGCAGGAUUGCAGUUUCUUCAGCAAAAUCAUCUAACAGGGUAUCAGGCUUUUAAUACUGCACCGAGCUCUCAGAUAAUGGGUGGGAAUUCACCACUUCUAUCCUCGGUUGGCCCUAUAAAUAACCUCCCACAAAAUAUGAUGAUGCCUCAAAUGUUUCCGUUACAGUCAAUGAACUUUGGACCCAUUGGAAAUCCACUUGCACAGCAGCAACUACUAGCUGCAAUGGCUAAUUUGCAGCGUUUUGGAAUGGGAGCAAAUUCUGAUUCUGGAGGCCUUUUGCAGACUGAUUCCGGAAUUGGCAAAGGGUCUUCUCAUAUGUAUCCAGAUGGCUUUGAUUUUUCAAGCGAUCCAUUGUCUAGUCAUGUUUUAAGUGCAGAAAGCUCAAGAAAAGAGGAGAAAACAAGAGCCUUUGACUUUAUUGCAGACCACAUUUCUGCUGCCAAAAAUGUGAAGAAAGUUACUUGAAGUGCAAGGUAUCAUACUGGUAAAGUCUGAUAAGAACUGCCAGUUGUCGAGUCCUGCAAAAUAAUACCUUCACAGUCAAUUCGGGAAAUUUGAGAUUUUUAAAUUGUCUUUCUGUUGGCGGCUUCUCCAUUUCAAUAAAGUAAUAAGUUGUUUGAGACUUAUUGCACAGUGAAGGUUAUUGAGUGACAUGGAACUGUUUCUUGCUCAUGUAUUAUCAUUUGUUGUAUGAUGCCUAAAAUAACUGGUCCAAAAUUCUGUUCUAAAUUAGCUCAGGUCAUGCAACUGAGAGAUUAUUUUUCUUAUUGUGUUAAAUUAAUCUCCUCUUCUCAUGCAUUUCAUGCUUAUGCAUGUGUGGCAUUUAUGCAGAUCACAUAUUGAAAGUUGAUUCGAGUGAUGGAAAAUAUGCAGGGUUAGAUGCCAGUGACUGGGCAUUUUUCUCGGUCCCAUAUGGUUCAUAAUGGGGUAAAUUAUAUUUUACAGGCUACCUCCAUUGUAUUAUUUCUCUGAUGCAUAUGUUGAUUGCAGCUAUAAUGGUGUUUAGUUUAUCCUCUUACUAGGAAGGAAAUAUCUAUGUACUGCAAUUUGGUUGAGUCAUGUGGCGAUGUCCCAAUUUUUUAUAAAUCAAAAUGUGCGGUUAUGUGUUCUCAUCCAACUGCAUACAAGGCUGCUUGUUCAAUAGAUUCGAACUGUUGCUUCUCCUCUCUAUUCAAAUGCUAUGCAUAACAACCUUUCGUAAUGCUAGCAAGGUACUAAAUUAUCAUACUUGUUAAGGUGUUCAAAGCAAAGUUUGACAUGCUAAUGCUUCUCUAGUACUGUAUCUAAAAGAUUGGAAGAGAAUCCAAAGCAAGGUGCACGUUAUUUUC